AUGCUGUUGGGAGAUUUCAUACUUGAAAUUUAUGCAAAUAAAGUACCACUUCUCGAAUACUAUAUUCCCGAUUCGAAUCUUGGUCUUAGUAUUUCGAGCGUAUUAAAAUCUUAUGCCUAUAAUGAACUUGAGGAAAGAAAAGAAUAUUGCGAACAAACCUCAUUUGUUGCAGUUCCGGAGCCUGGAACAAGUUACGAAAUAAGAUUUGCGGCUCUUAACGCUAAUAGGUUUAAUUUAAUCGCGGCAAAGAUCUACGUAGAUGGCAAGAAUGAUGGUAAACAUUAUUAUACCUGGAAUGGUUCAACAUAUAUAGUUUCAGGAUUUUAUAAUAGUGAUUCUUCUAGAAAGCACAAUUUCAUUUUUGAUGCUACAUCUUGGGUUGAGGAGGACUUCUCUAGUUCUGAGUACAUGGAACAUGGAGGCCUUGGUGCUAUUUCUAUUUAUUUUUAUAAAGGCAGGCACGAAAAAAUUGAAGAACCAAUCGGAAGGCCGUUAACAUGGAUGUAUGAAUUAGAACAAACCAAAGUUCCUGAAGGAAAAACCUGUAUGGAUAUCGCUUAUACAACAAAAUUUGAUAAAGGAAAAAAAGUACUUUCAUCACAAAAGAAUAAAUCGACUAAUACGGUAGUAAUAGAAGAUGGGGAGCCUCUGGCUGUUCUUCAUCUCAAUUACCGACCAUUAGAUUGGAUAAUGAUGAAAAUCAAUCAAAAUUCGAGUCCAUUUGGAUUUUUGCCAAGUGAUUUAAGAUCGAACAAAAUUCGUGAAAGCGUUAAUAAACGUGAACGCGAAGAACCGAUUCCUCAGGAUCCUAAUGAUGAUGAUUCAGAUGAAGUUGUGGAGGUCUUUAUUGACAAAAAGCGUAAAAUUGAAGUAAUCGAUCUAAUUGAUUCUGAUGAUGAAUGA
Molecule: messenger RNA, 903 nt
Organism: Funneliformis geosporum
Lineage: Eukaryota; Fungi; Glomeromycota; Glomeromycetes; Glomerales; Glomeraceae
Source: the annotation of a GenBank genome assembly